AUGGAAUCAAGCAAAAGAAACAUUUACUCUUUCAAGUUCAAAGAUCCCGAUCUAAGGAGCUUACGUGACUUGGUCUCUCAGAUGCGCCCAGUAUACAGAAUCAACUUUGGAAAGAAUUAUGGCAAUCUGCUCAGCAUCCUCAAUCAACAAGUGGACCAUACAACUUUAAUCACUUUGGCCCAAUUCUAUGACCUACCUUUAAGAUGCUUCACAUUCCAAGACUUCCAGCUAGCACCAACGUUGGAAGAAUUCAAGCGUCUUGUUAGGAUUCCUAUGAAGAACAAGCCACUAUUUGAAGGGAUAAAUGAAUCUUUGCCCCUUGAGGUUAUUGCUAGUGCGCUUCACAUGGAUGAAAAGGAAGCAGAGGCUAACCUAGAGACCAAAGGGAAUACCAAAGGAUUUUCGCUAAAUUUUCUCUUAGAAAGAGCUCACACCCUAUUGAAAGCAGAAAGUUGGGAUGCUUGUUACUCUGCUAUUGCAUUGGCCAUCUAUGGCGUCGUCCUGUUCCCCAAUAUGGAUGGUUUCGUAGACAUGGUUGCCAUUUGUGUUUUCCUUACUAGGAACCCAAUACCCAUUUUGUUAGCCGAUGUCUACUAUUACAUAAGUCAUAGGUAUACUAAGAAGAAGGGAUUGAUUACUUGUUGUGCUCCUUUAUUAUAUCGGUGGUUUCUAGAACAUCUUCCGAAGAUAGGUGCUUGGGUUGAACAGACAAAUGUUAGUUGGCCUCAAAGAUUGGGAUCACUCCGAUCAGAAGAUCUCUCUUGGUAUUCCAAAGAAUACAUCAACAUGGACAUCAUAUUCAGCUGUGGGGGUUUCCCUAAUCUACCACUUAUUGGAACUCAAGAAUGUGUGAAUGCUAACCCGGUUCUAUCACUCAGACAACUUGGCUACCCAAUGGAAGGCCCUCCAGAUGCGAGGUCUUUGGAAGCUUUCUUGUUACUUGACUUUGGGGUUGAGAAUCCUAGCUUGUUUCAACGAAUCAAGGAAGCUUGGAAGAAUGUCAAUCAAAAAGGGAAAGCUGAGUUAGGGAGAGCAAAUGAGAUUACAAAAGAAUCAUAUUUUCAGUGGGUAAAGGAAAGGGUGGAGACGAUCAAAAUGUCGUUCGUCAUUCGAGCACCUGUGCCUCUCCCUGAACCUAAGCUCACCCAUUGGGAGCUUGAGAGAAAAAAGUCACAGCUUCAAGCACAUGUGGAAAAGUUCAACAAGGAAGAGCAUAAGAGGAAAAAGAUCAAACUGGGAUUAGAACAAGCUGACCAUUGUUUAGAUACUCUUAAGGGUCAACUAAGACAAGCUCAGAAAGAAUGUCAAGACAAUGAGCGUUGGUGGCAUCUAGCCACGAAGGAAAACAAGACGAUAAGGGAUACACUUGGGACUCAGAUAAAAGAACUCACCAAUCAUGUUCGUCAUGUAAAGGCUGAAGUAGAUCAGGAGCGCCGACUCAAGAAUAUAGCCACUGAAGCUUCUAGGGAGCGAGACUAUGUGAUUGAAGAUUAUGAAUCCUUUAAGAAGACCAUAUACUUCUUGCAAGGAGAUAGGGAUAAGUUACGUGCAAAGCUCGAUGGGCUAGUAGGGUUCUGUAAUUGGGCGGCUAAAGAAUUACCAUGGAAGUUGAGAGACGCAGUCGAAGAAUUGAGGGAAGAUAGCACUCCUCCAGCCAUAAUCAGUUUCAUUCUACUCUGUAGAGGGUUGCUAAAGAGAUUCAAAGAAGAACUAGAAGAGCUUCAAGCCAAAAAGCCUGCAGUCUAA
Molecule: messenger RNA, 1746 nt
Organism: Lathyrus oleraceus (garden pea)
Lineage: Eukaryota; Viridiplantae; Streptophyta; Magnoliopsida; Fabales; Fabaceae
Exons: 3
Coding region: 1-1746 (581 amino acids)
Source: RefSeq, a predicted model, not a curated record